Molecule: messenger RNA, 3830 nt
Organism: Fundulus heteroclitus (mummichog)
Lineage: Eukaryota; Metazoa; Chordata; Actinopteri; Cyprinodontiformes; Fundulidae
Gene: edc3
Product: enhancer of mRNA decapping 3 homolog (S. cerevisiae)
Exons: 7
Coding region: 156-1592 (478 amino acids)
Biological process (GO): deadenylation-independent decapping of nuclear-transcribed mRNA; P-body assembly
Cellular component (GO): P-body
Molecular function (GO): mRNA binding
Source: RefSeq, a predicted model, not a curated record
AAAGUGACGUUUCCCGGAAACAGGACAUUAGUAGCAGUAGCCGUUUAAAUGCUAAGAAGCUAAUCUGACUGAGCUGUUUUCUUGGGUCGUAUUUGUACAUUUUUUCACCUUUUGCUGACCAAAAGAGUCCGCUUCGAUUAAACAUUGGAAAGAUAAUGGCCACGGACUGGUUGGGUAGUUUGGUGUCUCUUAACUGUGGACCGACGCUGGGAGUUUAUCAGGGAGAGGUGUCAUCUGUGGACCAGUCCAGCCAGACCAUCUCCUUAAGACAGCCUUUCCACAACGGAGUCAAAUGCCCCGUCCCUGAGGUCACUUUCAGUGCCAUUGACAUAAAGGAGCUGAAGAUCUUGGACAUCAGAAAUGGGAAUGCACGGACGACCUCUAAUACCGCUGCCAAAGGAAGCACUGUACCAGUCGCUGUCCCAAAGGGCGAUCCCAGAUCUGUGGAGAAGGUCAACUCGCCGCAGCAGUGCUCCAAAAGUUACGGGGAACGCCACCUGGACGCACUGGGUCAGCCGAAAGGCUUUCGCCGAAGACAUAACUCCUGGUCGUCUACUAGUCGAGGGGCGAACCAGGCGACGCCGAAGAAGAACGGCGUGAAGAACGGGCAGAUGAAAAACAGGGACGACGAGUGCUUCGGCGACGGCAUGGACGAGGGGCUGGACACGGAUUUCGAUUUCGAAGGGAACCUGGCGUUGUUCGACAAAGCGGCGGUGUUCUCAGAGAUUGACACGACGGAGCGCCGCAACGGGGCGAGGUCACGGGGCACGCCUCAGGAUCAGACGCCGAGCCGGUACCGCCACGACGAGAACAUCCUGGAGGCCAAACCUAUUGUUUACAGACAGAUUAUUGUACCGCAGCCUGGGCCCAAAGAGUACUGCACUGACUCGGGACUUGUCGUUCCAAGUAUUUCCUACGAGCUCCACAAGCGUCUGUUGUCUGUCGCUGAGCGCUACGGGCUGACACUGGAGCGGAGACUUGAGAUGACCGGAGUGUGCGCCAGCCAGAUGACGCUCACGUUGUUAGGAGGGCCCAACAGAUUUACUCCCAAGAACCUCCACCAGCGCCCUACGGUGGCGCUGCUGUGCGGGCCUCAUGUUCAGGGAGCGCAGGGCAUCAGCUGCGGCCGUCACCUGGCCAACCACGAGGUGGAGGUCAUUCUGUUUCUGCCCAACUUUGUCAAGAUGCUCGACUCUGUGACGAGCGAGCUGACGCUGUUCAACAAGACCGGCGGCAAACAGGUGUCCAGCAUCAAAGAUCUUCCCGACACGCCGGUGGAUCUGAUCAUAAACUGCCUGGACUGCCACGAGAACACAUUCCUGAUGGACCAGCCGUGGUACCGAGCCGCCGCGGACUGGGCCAACCAGAACAGAGCGCCGGUGCUCAGCUUGGACCCGCCCGUGAGCGGGCAGGGCCACGCAGUGGAGGCCAAGUGGUCCCUCUCGCUUUGCCUGCCCCUUCCUCUGGCCGAGGGGGCCGGCAGGGUUUACCUGUGCGACAUAGGCAUUCCUCGGCAGGUGUUCCAGGAGCUGGGCAUCAAAUACCUUUCUCCGUUCGGCUGCAAGUUCGUCAUCCCCUUGCACUCCGCUUGACGGGACUGAUUAAACCUCUCACCUUCCUUGACCGUUCUGUGGUUUGGGCGCCUUAUAUUGCAAGAGUGCCGGCUGUUCCUUUCAGUUCGGCCGUGCCGACUCUUGAUUCAUCAUUUUGAACCGUUUCCUCACACUGCAGGACCACUGUUGCUUUCUUCAUUUGUUACAGAUGUCAGAGCAUGACGUUGCAGGGGUGAUAAUCGUUCAGGUCUCUGUUGGUGACGAAGCUUUGGGAUUAUAAUCCAGUUCAACAGGAACAAAGUGAAAAGGACAAUCUCUAACUUUGGAAACGUUAAUGCAGUUCAUUAAAUCCAGCUUUCCAUUUAGCGUAAAUCCAUCAGAACACAUACAACGUGUGCUUCUCCGCACCAGGUCUCCGGUGUCUGCAGGCAGCCUCCAUGUCUUUGUUGCGCUGCUUCAUUGUUGUUAUUUUUUUUAAGAUUCCGGACUGCACAGAUAGACGCACUGAUUGCUUAUGAGCCACGAAAGCAGAGAGUUUGUAGAUGGGGCCUCAGUAGCGUUUUAACCUGCAUAAACAUGGCUUCUGUCGAGAAGGUUCACAGGCAGAAUCUAAUUUUCUAACUUUUUUGUUGUUGUUGUUGUUGUUCUGCCAGCACCAGAGCUCCUCUUCUACAGUUAAAAGUUCCUGUUUUCCACCCUCAUCUUCACGAAGCAGUAUCAGAGAUCAGCCUAAUAAUAAAACUCUGUGCUUGGUUCAUGAAAAUAUCAGUUGGUCUUGAUUAUGAAUGUGGCUUUGCUUAAAAACUUUGCCAUAUUUGUAGCACAUUUGUGCUUUUUUUCACCCUGCUGUUUGGUAUUUUUCUACUCAUUUCUUUGAACGGGCCAGCUUAUUUCUUAUUGUUGGAAGAGAAUACACUUUCACUUCUACAUUUGAUAGGAUGCUAUGCGGUAGAAGGUUGUACCAGAGCGUUUGGGAGUUCCAGCUCAACGAACAGCCGAAGAGGCUUGUUUACUGAAUCAUUUUAAUACAUUUUGUUUUUCCUCAAAUAAGGCACACACAAAAAAGCGGGCUGUGAAACUUACCUAGGUCAUCAGAGUAAAGCUGAUUUAUUGGAUUCAGGGUGGAAGAAAACGGCUGAAACACGUGACAUUUGGCAAAGUGAGCAAUGAGGAGCUGCGGCACACCGGCGCGAUCCUUCGGGUGUUACAGUUGCUCAUUUGGUUACGAUUCAACUAGAUUUGUUUUAGAGCUCUGGUGCCCUGUGCAGAGGAGGUUUAUGAACCCCCACCCCCAAAAAACAAAACAAAACAAAAAAGCGUGUCUGCUUAUCUAAAAUGUUCAUACGGGCUUUAUAGUUUCAUGGUGUUAUAUUGAUCGUCAACAAUCAGCCAUGAGGCAUAGACUGUGAAUAAUAAGGCCAUAAGAGUUGCUGCUUUUGUGCCAUUUGAGGUUGACACAUCUCUUUCCACGAGUACUUGAUGAUAAAAGCUGCUUUUUUUUCCCCCUCUUUUUUUUUUUUUUUUUAAAUGUAUCAUUUACAUUUGAAAUGAGUCCAGAACUAAACUUAGUAGCCUGUUGCAGUUACACGUUAUUGUUCUCAUAAGCAGGUCCUGUUAAAUUACGCAGUUCAGUUCCUGUCGAGGUUAGUGAUGCCGGGCACUCUGGUAGAUGUCGGUGUUUUUUUUUUUUUUUUUUUUUGUUUUUUUUUUUUGGGUAGGGGGGGUUUAAAUGCCAAAUUUCCACCAUCCAAAAAAGGGAAGCUCGCCUUUUGAAUCAGCAGUUUUCACAGGGGUUGAUUUGUGCAUGUUCACUGCGAGCUACAGCCAUGCACAAUAAGCUCCCUCUUCUCCAACAUUCCUCUCGGCUGAUGUGUAAUUAUUUCACAUCUGUUGAGACAGGCCUGGCUCAGAAAAGUGAAGCCAGGGUUGCCGAAUGUGAGUCAGGCGACGUUUGUUUAUUGACCACCAGGUGGCAGUACCGGGGAAACAUUUUUGACGCUUCCUCUUUAAUCCCCGCUGCGACGGCAGCUUUGGGUUAUCAGCGAUAGACUUUUGUUGUUGUUGUUGUUUUCCACAAAGAAUUGGGAACUGAGUUUUUUUUCCGCUCGGAAGAAUCGCAUUAAAAACGGCAGUGGUUUGUUUUUGUUGUUUGUGUUCUUGGUCUGCACAGGAUACCGCCAUUGAUCUCCGUGUGUUCUGCAGAAACUUUCUGCAUUCCUCAUGUGUCAUGUCUGCAGACUGAACCAAUAAUAAUAAAAAAAAUCAAUAACCACUCAA